Esox lucius (northern pike) is the source of this 6322-nucleotide messenger RNA. RefSeq names its product elastin microfibril interfacer 2b (gene emilin2b). The transcript is spliced from 8 exons. The record is from RefSeq and is a predicted model, not a curated record. Lineage: Eukaryota; Metazoa; Chordata; Actinopteri; Esociformes; Esocidae. Gene Ontology annotation, molecular function: protein binding. The coding region runs from base 2485 to 5706 and encodes 1073 amino acids.
AAGACGAAAUGUGUAUUUGUUGAAAUUAUUUUACAAUUUAACAAGGUUUAAAAUGUAUCUCUCUACUGCCAAACAGGCCUCCAAAAAUAGUGUACUGUACUAUGCAAAUGGCAUUAGGUCCCCCUAUGUCAUCAAAACCAUUUGCUUUCAAACUUGAAAAUUCAUAGCUGACUAUGGUAUGAUAAUGCUACUACUUACUUUAUCUUUGAACAUAGCAAAGUGACUUUAAACAUCCAGUUUUAGAGGUAAUGUUGGGGUAUUAGGAAAUGGACAGUAUUUCAUAAGAAUAUUUAAAAGCAAAUCUGCAUUAAAAUAUACUAAUAUAGUAAUGUAGUCAAAGACGAUUUAAUAUAAACACUUACAGAAUGUGGUUCUCUAAUAUAGUGCCCUCCACUAAUAUUGGCUCCAUUGGGAAAUCAAACCAGAUUUUGAAAAUAGUCCUUAUUGUUUAUCCUUUUGAUUUUUCAAAAUAUUAUCAGAAAUGAAACUUCUAAUGUAAGUAAAACUGUUGAAAGAAAAUAUACAUUCUCAAAUGUGUCUGUAUAAGUUUUUUCACCCCUUAAUUUAAUUCUUUGUGCAAUCCUCCUUUGCCAAUAUAAAAUCUCUGAGUCUCCUAUAAUGCGAAAUGAGGUUGGAGAACACACGGCUAGGGAUCUGAUACCAUUCCUCAAAACAGAAUCUCUACAGAUCCUUCAGAUUACGAGGUCUACCCUCUUCAAUGAACCAUUUUUGUGUUGAUUUUGAGGUGUGCUUUGGAUCAUUGUCCUGCUGGAAGAUCCAAUCAUGGCCCAGUUUAAGCUUUCUAGCCAAGGCAGUCAGGUUUUGAUUGGUACCUGAUGGAUUCUACGAUACCAUGUAACCUAACAAGUUGUCCAGGGCCUUUGGAGGAACACCGCCCCACAACAUCAAAGAUUCACCGCAGUACUUCACAGUGGGAAUGAGGUACUUUUCUGCAUGGGUAUCUUUCUGUCUACACCAUAUUCUCUGGUGUUUAUUUCCAAAAAGCUUUAUUUUAGUCUCAUCUGACCUUAGAUCCCAGUCCCAUUGAAAGUUCCAGUUACGUUUGGCAAACUUUAGGUGGUUGUUUUAUGACGGCAAAUAUUUUUUUUAUGGCAACCAUCCCAAACAACUCAUGGUUAUGUAGGUGGCAUCUGACCAUCGUUUUGGUGACUACCCCAAGACCCAACUAACGUCUGCAAUUCUCCAGCUGUGAUCCUUAGAGAUUCUUUGGCCACUCGAAAAAUCCUCACUGUGAGUGGGAUCAAUAGACACCGGCCGAUUAAGAUCCCUAGUUACGCUAAAAAAUAAAAGCCCUGAUAGCGGACAUUUUAUUUUCUUUUUCUUAUAGCCAUUACCUGAUUUGUGCUAGUUUACAAAGGGUGCUAGUAUUUGUGGAGGGCACUGUAUACGUACCUUUAGCCUUAUCCGACCAUAGAACCCGAUCCCGUUGAAAGUUCCAGUAAUGUUUGGCUAACUGUAGGUUUGCGGGUGUAGGUGGGAGGGUUGGCUGCGGGAUGAGGGAUGUGAUACGUACUGGUUGGCUGGAUGGAAUUGAGGUCUGGGUCAGGUGGUGAUUGCUUCGUGUUAAAAAAAUUUAGUUUUUCUUUGGUUUCACUCUUUAGCAUUGGUUUGGUGUCGGUUUAGGUGGUGAAUGAGUGGUACUGAGAAAUCAUUCUAGUCAAUUAGUAAACAUUAUUCCACAAUACUGUGGUAUACUGUAACUAAUUAAAUAGGAUCUUUAUGGAAAAGGAAGUUUUCCAAAUGUAAGGUAUACACGAAUUACAUUUAAUGUUUUGCAUAACAUUAUCGUGAAAUUUGAGGUUGAGGUUUGGAACCUACAGACAUGCUUUAUUUUAUACACUUGCUGUAAUCAAAUCUGGACGCAUUUUGGUAUAAUCAGGGUGAAGAUGUAAAUAUGUAAGUAUGUGUUUGGAAAUACAACACUGUGCCAUAAGCUGAGCGAUAUUUUUUAAAUACCAACAUCAUGGUUCUGUGACUCAAUUUAAAUUUGGGUACAUGAAAAAACAUUCUAGCCCUGCACUUUAACAAGCUUGAGCUCAAUAAUCCCCGCGCACAUCAGAAUAUAAGUAAAUGAGUCCUUUAUAGACAUCUUCCAAGACCUAAUGGCCCGCUGUAACUCCUGUUCAGUUAUACAUGCAAUUAUCCACAAGUAAAGCAAUGUACCUAUGUACCUUGUGGAACUUUUUUGUGGUAAUGCUUCAUGAAAUCCUUGAAUUUGCUCGAACAAAUUGAUGCAGAUGUGUGAGGUAAGGUCAUUGGAAAACGGAUAGCUGUCCCAUUUUUUGGGAACCAGUAGCGCUGGUGUGGGGGGGGGGUGUUGCCCCCAGCGUCUCAUAUAGCUGCUUUACCCUCCUUUGCGUUAUCAGCCUUUCGAGCAACUGCUGGGAGAGGGACCAACAUUUUUACCCUCAAUGCUUGAAGUAUAUUUUUAACAUUUGUCUACCCGUUUUUUUCCUUACAAAAAUGAAGUACCUUCCCACCGGAUUCGUCCUAAGAAGUACCUUAUUUCCCUUGUUGCUUACCUUUCCAUUGAUGAGUGGAACGCCGUCUAGGUAUAACCAGGGAUAUAACAUGUUCCAAGGAAGGGCUUACUCUGGCUCCGAACAAAGACACAGGAAUAAAAACUGGUGUGCAUACGUUGUGCACAAAAACGUGAGCUGUGCGGUCGUGGGAGGCACGGAGACCUAUGUGCAGCCGGAGUCCAACCCGUGCCCCAUGCCUCAGUCCGACUGCGCGCAACAAGUGAGGUAUCGAACUCAAUUCCGCCCCAUCUAUAAGGUUGGUUACAAGUUGGUGACUGAGCUGGAGUGGCGAUGCUGCCCUGGCUACCAAGGCCAUGACUGCAAAGACCUGAAAGGCAUCCCAUUCCGUCCAACGGUCCUGCGGCCUGGACCCAACCUGCUGCCUGUCCCUAGUCACGUUCCAGAUACACAGGGUCCGGGACAGCAGGCAUGGGGUCAGAGUGGCCAUCCCUGGGGCACAGGGGUGUGGCCAGGAGGUCAGGCAGGACAACGGCUGGCAGCGGUCCAGGGAGGAAGUCAUACCACAGAGCAGCUAGAAGAGGAGGUCCAGCGUUUAUCUCAGCAAGUCCUAGACAUGCAGGCAGCCAUGACGAGCCUAUCUGCAAACCUGAGGGUGGACCUACAGGAGGAUGCCAGCCAGAUGCUUGUCACGUUGCUUAACAACCUGCGCCAGCCGGACAGCGCACGCGGUGAGCAGCAGAGCAUACUGCUGCAGGGCAUCUCUCUGGACAAGGAUUACAAUGCGUUGGCCACGGACGAGUUUACCAACAAGAUCAACCACCUCACUGAGACUAUUAACUCUAAGAGCCGCAUCCUGGAUGACCUUCAGGAAAAGGUCAACAACCAUGACGAGCAGCUCCGCCUGUUAAAGGAGGCAACCCAGGCCCCACCGACCCUGCCGGCCACGCCUUGUCCCCCAACCAAUGAUGAAGCCCUGCGCACCUAUGUGGAUGCAAAGUUCUAUGCCCUGAGGGACGAGAUGAUGGAGGGCAUGGAGAUCAAAAUGGCAGACCUGAAGUCCUCGUGUGACUACAAGAUCCUCUCGGCGCAGGAGCAGUCGGAGGGCCAGGAGAACAGUUACCUUAGCCUGGUCGAGCUCCUUGAAUCCAAGGAAAUGGACCUCCGCAAGGAGAUCCAAGACCUCAAGGAGCAGAUGCCUGGUGCGCGGACAGGAGAUGGAACCUCGCUAGGUGUAGAGGAGCUGCGAAAUGAGCUGUUGAGGGUCUCUAAGGACCAACUGAGCCUCCAGUCCUUCAUAGAGAAAAAGCCAGAGUCUGAACCACUCCUCCUCCAAGUGAAAGAUCUAGAGGCUCGUCUCAACAUGUCAGAGAGGAACUUGGAUGUGCACAAACAUUUCCUAGAGGAGAAAUUGAGGAGAGAUGUUUCAGAUGAGGCCGCAGACCUGAAGAUGGCCUUGGAGGGUAGAAUAAGCUCCAUGGAAGACCGGGUCAAUGCUUUAGUGGUAGAGAUAAGCAGCCCCUUACCAGGGACUCAGUCUGUGUUGAAGUCCCAGGUUGAAGUGACCUCUCACAAAACCAAUGUUCAGACUAUGGAGGACAGACUUAAUGCCCUGAACCAACUGUGCUCUACGAAGUGCAACUCUGACAAACAGUCCAUAGAAAGCCUUCAAGAAAACCUCCGGCUCUACAGAACUAACCUAGAGACAAUGCAGUCUAGCAUUGAUGGCCAAUCGGCUAGUCUUGGAGACAUGGAAGAAUUUGUCCACGGUCAACUCCUGUACCACUCCGCCAUUCUUAAAGAUGUGAGAGAAGAACUUGGAGCUCUUAAAGGACAUAUCGGAGGACAAGAGAACUCUUUGUCUGCCCUGAGUCUCUCCUUCAGCCAGCAGUCUGUGGCGUUCCAAGGGCAACUUCUAAACCACAGUGCCAGUCUUUCAAAUGUGGAAGAAAUGCUGGGAGCUGUCAGCAGCCAUAUGGGAGUGCAGCAGGGCUCUUUGACCACGCUGGGUCGCACACUCACCCAGCAGACCCUGGAGCUUCAGCAACUGAACGCCUGUUGCCAGAGCAGUGCAGGGCCAGCCCAAGAGGCCAGGGACCUGCUGGAGCUCCACUUGGCACAGAGAGAGGAACUGAGGUCCAGGCUGGAGGAGCUAGGCAAGGAGGUGAGGGCUGAAGCAAACCACUGCAGGAACAGGACCCAGGGCGUAGCACUGGACAUUGCCAGGGUGGACGGUAGGAUUAAGCGUUUGGAUAACGUGUGUGGUAGGCUGGACCCCAUCUCCAGCAACCUGCACCGAAUCAAAGAGGGGCUGGACAAGCACAUUACCGGCCUGUGGAAUUGUGUUAGUGGGAUUAACAUUACCCUUCAGUCCCACACCAAGGACAUCAGAGGACUGAUGGGCUCAUACCAGAAGCUCCAGUACAACGUGUCCGACAUCACCCAGGACCUCCUUGCAUUGACCUCCAGUACUCAGAACUCUGGUGUUCAUGGCGAUGUGCAGCAGUCUGGACAUCCCACUAAGACUAAGCCUGUCCCUCAGAGCCCUGUCAUGCCUGUUGGGCCCCUAGCAGAUGGGGCCCUACCACGUAUGAUAGAGACUGGAGAAGCAGGAGCCCCUGGGAUCAUGAUUUCAUCCAAACUGCCCAAGGGGGCUGAUGGCAGCAUGGGCUCCUUCAAGGGCUUUGCCGGAGCUCCAGCUUCUCCACCCUCUGCAGUGCCUCUGAUGCCUGAUAGUCCAGUCAUUUCAGGUGGAGGGGUGUCCUUCUCGGCCGGUCUCAACCUCCAGCCUAUGGCGGGCUUUAUCCGCUUCAACAAGAUGUUGGUCAACGAUGGGGGACAUUACAACCCUUACACAGGCAUCUUCACUGUCCCCACGGAAGGCCUCUAUCUUCUGAGUGCCGUGCUAACAGCCCAGAGAGGUGCGAGGGUGGAGGCGGUUCUCUCCGUGUCCAACCGCAGCAUCCAGAGGCUGGACACGGCCGGGUACCUGCCUGCUACUGGUGGAGUUGGGGCUGGAUCCACCAGCUGUGACUGCGGAGGCUCCGCCUCCCUGAGCCUGGUUCUAAGUCUGAAGCGUGGCGACAGGGCAGGCUUAGUCAUGGUUGCAGGAAAACUAGCCAUCUCGGAGAAAACAGAGUUCCUCUCAACAUUUAGUGCUGUACUUCUCUAUCCCACCCUCUCAAAAGAAAAUCCUGUGUUAUAGACAGUUAUCCCCUAAAAAACAGAACAAUGUAGCAUCACCUGUUCUAUAUUAUACAUACAUGCCUUACAGCUAUUUUAUGAAAAGUGAUUCUGAUUAUUAUGCCAUAGGGAAAAACAAAAGAUGCAUUUACUUGCUCUUGCUAGGACUUCUUUCAUUUUUUUUUUUUACAGAAAAAAAGAAAUUGAUUAUUGAAUCCUUAUGGAGGGAAUAGGGCAAGCGACUGUCAGUAUUAAUAUAUUUAGGAAUUAUAUUUUAAGUAUUUUUUUUGUUACCUGGUGGGUAAGCGUCUGCAUUGUUAGCGUGUUUAAUGUUUUUACAUUUGUUGUAGCAUUUUUAACCUUAGUAAUUUAGUUUAAAUCAUUGUUUUAUGUCAAUGUCAAUCAAUUGUAAAUAGCAUUUUUAGAGAACUACUGCUAAGCUAAUGUAUAUUUUUCAAUUUGGUAAGGGACAACCAACUUUUUUACAAAAUACAUUGCUUUGAAAGGUCUUUGCAUGUCACCACAAUCAAGUCAGUUUAUAGGACAAGUGCUUAAACAAAAUGGUUCAGUGCCUUUUCUUGGAAGAGAACCUCAAUUCUGACUUGGGGGUCAAAAAUAAAGUAUUUGUUUAAAUGUUG